Molecule: messenger RNA, 351 nt
Organism: Entrophospora sp. SA101
Lineage: Eukaryota; Fungi; Glomeromycota; Glomeromycetes; Entrophosporales; Entrophosporaceae
Source: the annotation of a GenBank genome assembly
AUGUUAGAUAAAUUGGUGAUUAUGGAUGGUGAAUUUACAACUGAUUUCUUCCAAAGAGUAGAUUGGCGUGCACUUGUGAGUGAUAUAGCACCAAAUUGUAGUAAUGAAAUAAAAGAUGAGCCGAAGGAUGGGGUUGAAUUAGAACAUUAUUUGGAUAAGGUGGAAGAUGAUACUGAUGUUGAUGCUGCAAAAAUUUCAAGAAAUGAAUUUGAAAUUGAUAUUCCAGAUUUUUCAGAAGAUUAUGUAGCAACAGAAUUAUCUUCACCAAUUAAAAUUGAUGGAACCAAUGAUGAUAAUCCUGAUCAUAUAGACAAUUAUAUGCUUCAUUUUGUUGAAAGGGAAUUAACAUAA